AUGCGAUACUUCCAGACGAGCUCGCAAAUUUCAAGAUCCGUCACGUGUCUGCGCCCCUCUCGAAGGCGAGCACAGGAGGAGGUGGAGGUGGAGGAGGUGAAUGUGGAGGUGGAGGAGGCGAAUGUGGAGGUGGAGGAGGAUGACACGAAUCCUUCACUGCGACUUUUUUGCACGAGAGGCAAAAAUAAAGCGUGCGUCGCCAUGGCAACCACCAAGCGAGUCUCCAUCCUCCAUCCUUCCCCCGCCCUCUCCCCAUCCUCGAUCCUUCAUUCCCCGCCUCCGUUCGGCCACGUCGACACCCCCUCGAAGAGUCAUGGACUGCCCAUCCGUGGAUCCCAGAGCGGUGCUCCGAAGAUGAACGCGACGUUUCCGCAUCAGAAGCUGUCGUCCUUCUGCGGCAACCUGACCGCGACGAUCGGGGAGCUGAUGGGGAACCUCUCGACCAUCCUCCAGGGGGAAUCCGGGAAGGACGACGACGCCAGCGCCGUCGUGUACAUCGUGGUCGUGCUCUCCUUCUACUCCCUGGGGAUCGUGGUGAUGAUCUUCAAGUACAUGCAGAAGGAGAAGCGGGAGUUUGAGGAGACGAAGAUGUACUCGGAGUAUCUGGAGGCAGCGAGGUCCAAGAACUUCCAGUCCCGGUUUCGGCCGAUGAAUCGUCUCGCGCUGAAUGCGCUCAACACGGUGAACGUCUUCCCCGCUGGGGAUAGCUCCAGGGUCACCUUCGUUUGAUGUGUCGUCUGGCUUCUUCGUCGGGUAAAAUAAAUGAAUAUGAAUCAUAUCGAUGAGAUUUUUGAAUAUGAAAUAAAAUGAAGC
Darwinula stevensoni is the source of this 813-nucleotide messenger RNA. The record is from the annotation of a GenBank genome assembly. NCBI's taxonomy places the organism in Eukaryota, Metazoa, Arthropoda, Ostracoda, Podocopida, Darwinulidae.